UAUGAUGUGGUUUAAGUGAAGUGCUAUGACUAUAUCUCACCACUUGGUGGUAGUGUUGGGGUGGUUUUGGGGCUUUCAUCCUCCCUAAAGGAAGACAAUUUUUUCUUGAAAAUUGAAAGCAACUUGGCAAGAGAAUUAAUGUAUACAUUCAAAAUGAGCUGUUUGUUUUACCAAUUCAAAAUUCUGUGAUUUUUUAUUGUCAAUUGUAUUUAACAUUUAAUAAUUUACCUUACAAUUAUGCCUAAUAUGCCAAAUGGAAUUUCCAAAUGCCUUGCUGAAAAUGGACUUGUUUUCCACCCUGAGCAGAGGCAUAGUUGAUUAUUUGAUUUCCUUGCCUAUACAGACAACUGACCCAAUUGUUAAAGCGCUUUUUUUAAUGGGAGAGUGGAUUUUCUUGGAGAUAGGCAUGCAUUUUGAGUUAUCUGUUAUGUUUUCUAGGGGUACUGUGUUUUUCAGGGUUUUGCCUGGUCUUCUAAGUGGAUGGCAGGACCCUGCUUUCUGUUCUUGCCCUACCACAAGCUGGAGUCAGGUAGAAAGCCUUGUUCACUGAACAGUUAGUUAUCCAGAAGCUCCUGCUGACCUUUGUAAAAUAUCCAAUCCUGGCUUGAGUUUAGCUACUUUUACUGUGUGACUCACUGCUACUCUAACCCAUCCACAUGGUACAAUUUCUACUGACUUUAUACAAAAAAUUCUGACUGCCAACAGCUGGCAUUUUUAUGGAUAUCAGUUGAAUAUGUCACCAUACAUCAGGUAAAUGGGAACUGAGAUUACACUUAGCAGAACUUUUUCCAUAUCUUUCAAGGGCUAAGGUAGACAUACUAGAGGUAUACAAAGUAGAAAGACUAGCUCCAUAAUCAAUGUAAGAAAAGGAUGUCAUUUCAAGAGAAUGGCCAGAUAACAAUGAACAUUCUUAGGGGAAAAAAAGAGCCAAGCAAAAAUUGUUUAUUUUCUCAGCUCUACUUAAUGAAGGCAACUUGUUUGGACUUGACAUGUUGAUGGUGGAAAUAUGAUGAUGUGAAUUUCUCACUGGUAUAGCAAGAAAAGGGGCCAGCUUGUAACUUGAGAUGAUUAAGGAGACUCUUCAUGACUGCUACAGAGCCAACUUAGUGCCAUCUUGCUGGUGGGAUCACUCCUGGCCAAAGUGAAAGCUACAUCAAGUUUGCUUUCAUUACAUAUUUUAUGAGCAAAUAUGUUUUGUAACAGCCAAGAGGUUGAGAAAUGGCACAAAUGUGUUUUUCUAGGGAUUAAUCUUGAGACCAAGAUCAUUGUGCACUGGUUCCUGCAUGCCAAGUUAGCAUGUUCUCUAUUCCUUGGGACUCUGAUUUGAACACCCAUGGCAUCAGGGAGGGAGUCCUUCUUUUAAAAUGUAUCUUAAAUAUAGGGUAGUUACCAUUGAGCUCUUGCUGGGUUUGGAGAAAAAUGGUUUCAGGCAGUAGUUCUCAGACCAGCAGCAAAGUCAUCACCUACUGGGUCUGUAGAAAUGAGACAUGCAAAUUCCUGGACCCUACCCUGAACCUCCUGAAUCAAGCUCUUCAGGUGGGGCCCAGGAAACUUUUAACAAACUCUCCAUGUGGGAUGGGAUAAGCUAAUGCUUGAGCUGGGAUACACCAACGUUUGAGAACCACUGAGCUAAAGAAAACCUAGUAGUCUACUCCUUAGAAUGACUUUGUUGUUGUUGUUGUUGUUGUUGCUAUUUCCCUUCUUCCUCCCUCUUUGAAACACUUUCACUUCUGGGUAAGCAUGCCACACUGGUUAUAGAGUUACUUUAUCUGUCCUCAGACAAAAGGUAGAUAUUUAUAUUUUUAAACCUUUCGUAAGACCACUCUAGCUAGCCUCUGGUGGUGGAAACAGGCCCAGCUGAGAUGGCCAUGUAAUCCCUAGUGAGAGGGGGGUUGAAGGUAGAGAGAUGGGUAAGGCCUGACUGGGAGCGGGACGAGCUUUGAGUCUGCAGAGCUGAGAGAAAGAAACAUCCCCAUUAGGGAGCUGGGCCUGAAAUAAGGGGUGUGGCAGCUCAAUGGGUGAGAGAAGGUGAAGCGUGGCCGAAACCGGUAGCAAAAAAGGGCGGGACUAGAGUUGUGAGUCCUGCAGGGGUGGGGCCAGGGUUGAGCGAAGGCGGGGCGGGACGGGAGGGGGCGUGGCUCCAAGUCGGGAUUGGGGCUGAGUGGGAGGCUCGGGAAGGGGUGUGGCCGGGGUUGGAAGGCGGGGUCCCUAGAAGAGGUCCUGGGAAUCUACGGAGAGGGAGGUGGGCGGGGAGGCGAGAUGGGCGUUGAGGAGGCCCGGCUUCGCGGAGGAGGCUGGCUGAGACGUGCCGGGAACCAGAAGGGGCAGGAAGAGGGUGGCCACCGGCCCGGCCCCGCCCCGGGGCCGCCUCCCCAUGGGUUCCGUUGGCUGUGGCGGCUGCAGAGGUUGUGGCGGCCGCGGGGCGGGCGUAAGAUGGCGACAGAGGCGGCGGGAGCCCUGGGCCUGCUGUGGGGCUGGCUGUGGAGCGAACGCUUCUGGAUGCCCCAGAACGUGAGCUGGGCCGACCUGGAGGGGCCGGGCGACGGCUACGGCUACCCGCAGGCCCGGCACAUCCUCUCGGUGUUCCCUCUGGCGGCGGGCGUAUUCUCCGUGAGGCUGCUCUUCGAGCGGUUUAUUGCCAAACCCUGUGCACUCCAUGUUGGCAUCCAGGACAGUGGUCCUUAUCAGGCUCAACCCAAUGCCAUCCUUGAAAAGGUGUUCAUAUCUAUUACCAAGUAUCCUGACGAGAAAAGGCUGGAGGGCCUGUCAAAGCAACUGGACUGGGACAUACGAAAAAUCCAGUGCUGGUUUCGCCAUCGGAGGAAUCAGGACAAGCCCCCAACGCUCACUAAAUUCUGUGAAAGCAUGUGGAGAUUCACUUUUUAUUUAUGUAUAUUCUGCUACGGAAUUAGAUUUCUUUGGUCGUCAGCUUGGUUUUGGGACACCCGACAGUGCUGGCAUAGUUAUCCGUACCAGCCUCUCACAAGUGGACUUUAUUACUAUUAUAUCAUGGAAUUGGCCUUUUAUUGGUCUCUUAUGUUUUCUCAGUUUACAGACAUUAAAAGAAAGGACUUCCUGAUCAUGUUUGUGCAUCACUUGGCCACCAUUGCGCUCAUCACCUUCUCAUAUAUCAACAACAUGGUUCGGGUAGGAACGCUGGUCAUGUGUCUACAUGAUGCCUCAGACUUCUUGCUGGAGGCAGCCAAGCUGGCCAAUUAUGCCAAGUAUCAGCGUCUCUGUGACACCCUUUUUGUGAUCUUCAGUGCUGUUUUUAUGGUCACUCGUCUAGGAAUCUAUCCAUCCUGGAUUCUGAACACAACCCUCUUUGAGAGUUGGGAGAUGAUCGGGCCCUAUCCCUCCUGGUGGCUCUUCAACGGCCUUCUCCUGACCCUACAAGUUCUGCAUGUCAUCUGGUCCUACCUAAUUGCACGAAUUGCUUUCAAAGCCUUGAUUCGAGGAAAGGUGUCUAAGGAUGAUCGCAGUGAUGUGGAGAGCAGCUCAGAGGAAGAAGAAAUGACCUCCAACACAAAAAGCCCCUGUAGCAACAGCUCCAGCAAUGGUGCCAAUAGGGUGAAUGGUCACACGGGAGGCAGCUACUGGGCAGAAGAGUAGAAUGGUUGGUAUGAGGACUUCCGCACACAUGGACUUAUAGGGCCACUGGCAGCCUACUCCUCUCGGGCCUCCCCAUACCUACAAUCCUGUGACUAGGGGUCUGCAGGGCACCGAGGAGAAUCAAAGAAGCAAAUAUUUUCACUUUUUAAAAACCUCUGCCAUUUUGUAUUUAAUAGCCUCCCAGGUUCUUUCAAUAAUAUUAUUUGCUUGUGUGUGUUUGUGUGUGUGCAUGUGCAUUUGUGCAUAUGCAUUAGUUUCAUUGGCUGGGUUAGAGCACAAUUCCGAACUGGGACCACUAGGCCUUGCCUGGUCCCCUUUGAACCCACCUCAAUCCCAGAUUGGGCUGCAUCUUGAAAUAUGCUGGCUCUGGACUGUCCCCUCCCUUGUUGUCCAUGACUCUUGAGGCUCUGGCCAUCUGAUGGAACAGCCAAGUUCAGCUACCAGUUUCUGCACUGUUCUUCCUUCGGAGCUGGAAUAUUUCACAUAAAGUUGUGUAGAAACUGACAACCAUGGAUGAAUGGCCAGGAUUGCUGUGGCCCCUAGCUAGAUCCCCUUCCUACCACCUGGCAGUAACAGGGACAGCUGCUGAUACCCUGCUUUUUACUCAAUGGUACGCAGGGAGUGGGGGGUGGGAGAGGUUGAGCUGAGGGCUGGAGGAGGACAACAGCUACUGGGUAAGCUGUUAACAGUUUAUACUAUUGUUUACUCUUCUGUGAUUAAAGUGCUUCAACCCUC
This is a messenger RNA of Phyllostomus hastatus (greater spear-nosed bat), 4347 nucleotides long. RefSeq names its product ceramide synthase 5 (gene CERS5). The record is from RefSeq and is a predicted model, not a curated record. NCBI's taxonomy places the organism in Eukaryota, Metazoa, Chordata, Mammalia, Chiroptera, Phyllostomidae. Gene Ontology annotation, biological process: ceramide biosynthetic process. Gene Ontology annotation, molecular function: sphingosine N-acyltransferase activity; DNA binding. The coding region runs from base 2260 to 3612 and encodes 450 amino acids. The transcript has 10 exons. Gene Ontology annotation, cellular component: membrane.